Messenger RNA from Recurvomyces mirabilis, 1071 nucleotides. RefSeq lists its product as uncharacterized. The record is from RefSeq and is a predicted model, not a curated record. The transcript is spliced from 2 exons. The coding region runs from base 1 to 1071 and encodes 356 amino acids. NCBI's taxonomy places the organism in Eukaryota, Fungi, Ascomycota, Dothideomycetes, Mycosphaerellales, Teratosphaeriaceae.
AUGGCCAGGAUACUGCGCGGAUAUACUGUUAACGCCGCACGUCUUCAAGCGGACCGCGUCAGUGAGAGGUACCAAUAUCCUGUCCAGAGAGCGGCACUGGUCUCGGCCUUGGUAGAGUUUCAGCGGACGCAGGUCUUCUUCAUGCUGAGCUUACAGACUGCCGCAUUAGUAGCGCUGUACGACCGCAAGAUCCUCGGAGUGCAAGAUUGGGAGGGCCUGAUAAGAAUGCUUUCAUUCUUCAAUGACCUGGCCACAUCAGGAGGAUGCACUGUCGUGGCUAACCUUCUGGUCCUUCGCAAAGAUGGACCGCUCGAAUGGCUGACGCUUGGUUGGUCCGGCGUCUGCGUUGUUGUUAGUGCAACAACGUGGAUUGCCACGCACUUCAAGCCCGUGGGAAUCAACGACUUUACGCCCAUGAGCCAAGAGAUCUGGGAAUGCGCUGGUUUCCUUGACCAACGCAAGUACUGCCAGAGCGCCUACAAUUACGCCAAGGCCUCCCUGCCAGUAUCAUCGCUCAUGUGGGCUACGUUUGUACUCCCGAUACUCGUUAUGUUCUGCUUGCUCGUUGACCGAGCGAACGUAUUCGGGACCGUCCACCCAGUAUCACAAGUCGCCGAACGCGUAAACAUCUUUGUGAUGAUUGACCAUUGGUUAUCUCGGAAAGGCCAUCAGCCCUUACGGAGUCGCAUGUUCAGGCUCACACGAAUAAUUUUCGCGUACUUUGCAGAGGCUUGGCUUGUAUAUGCGAACGUAUUCCUCCUUGUCAAGUUCUUCGGCUGGCUCAACAUCAGCCAAAGCCAGUGGACACUUGGUCAAAUCAUAGCAGUCGCGGUCUGGGCGCCAGUCUUCGCUGAAUACAUACACUUAAUGAUUCGAGGAAUCGAGAAGGCCUUCAGGGCUCGCCUGGCGAGGGGGUACAAGGUCGUUGCCGUCACCCCUGCGUCUGCUACACAGGCCAGUCACCCACCGCAUACCAAUGUUGGAAGUGCGAGCAGCAACAGCUUGGCGCUUGCACCGAGUAGACUGCAGACAUCUAGCAUAAGCUAUCCUUCAUUACCAAUAAGUCCUUGA